Molecule: messenger RNA, 1256 nt
Organism: Hirundo rustica (Barn swallow)
Lineage: Eukaryota; Metazoa; Chordata; Aves; Passeriformes; Hirundinidae
Gene: RRP7A
Product: ribosomal RNA processing 7 homolog A
Exons: 7
Coding region: 41-868 (275 amino acids)
Biological process (GO): rRNA processing; ribosomal small subunit assembly
Cellular component (GO): CURI complex; UTP-C complex
Molecular function (GO): RNA binding
Source: RefSeq, a predicted model, not a curated record
CACAGCUCCCGGCACUCCCUGCGCCGCGCGCGCAGGGAAGAUGGCAGCCGCCGCGGGAUGCGUGGCGGGAGCGGCGCCGGCGGGAUACACGGCUCUGGCGGUGAAGUUCGCGGAACGGCAGCGCUCGCCCCACUUCCUGUUGGUGAAGGAGCACCAGGUCCGGGAAGGGGCCGAUACCGCGCACCCGCCUCGCCGCACGCUCUUCGUCCUCAACGUGCCCCCGUACUGCGGCCCGGACUCUCUGUCUAGGCUGUUCUCUCGCUGUGGGCACGUGCUGUCUGUGGACGUAUGUGACAAGCGAGGGUCAGGAGAGAAAAAAGAUAAACUAACGUCCAAAUUCUUCGAGCACAAAACUCUGAAGGGAUUUCAAGUAGCAUACGUGGUGUUCAGGAAACCAGCAGCUGUCCAGGCAGCGAAGGCUCUGUCACAGGAAGGUCCCUUGCUAAUAUCAACAGAGAGCCACCCUGUGAAAACUGGCAUUAGCAAGUGGAUCGCCAGCUAUGAAGCCUCCAUCGUGGAUCCAAAGGAGCUGAAGGCUGAGGUGGAUGCCUACAUGCAAGCCUAUGAUAAAAAGAUGGCAGAGGAAGAAGCCAAAGCAGCCAAGGAGGAGGGUGUUCCGGAUGAGGAGGGCUGGGUGAAGGUGACCCGGAAGGGCCGGAAGCCUGGCCUGCCCCGGACAGAGGCUGCCAACCUGCGUGUGCUGGAGAAGGAGAAACAGAAAAGGGCCCGCAAAGAGCUGCUCAACUUCUAUGCCUGGCAGCAUCAUGAGGCUAAGAGAGAGCACAUUGCCCAGCUGAGGAAGAAAUUUGAGGAGGACAAGCAGAGGAUUGCACUGAUGCGAGCCCAGCGCAAGUUUCGGCCAUACUAGGCUGUGCUGAGCUGUUCCUCAGGUGUCUGUGCUGGAGAGGGUAGGAGAGAUGCCCACCGACUCCAUUUGUAAAAGGAUUUUGAGGAAUUGAGGCAGCUUUGGGUUGCCUCUACCCUUGGAUCUGAAAUGGGAUAUCCCAGCAACUGCUGCUGAAGGACAGUUCUCUUUACUUGCACCAGAAUCCUGCUCUUCUGUCAUUCUGCCUCAUGGCACCACUUCUCAGGGUGCUCAGGUCAGAGGGCUGAGGCACAUCCUGUUACAAUCUGUAUCUCCGUGUCACCCAAAAACACACCUCCUAAAGCUUGGUGAGAACUGGGAUUGACCUAGUGCAGCUGCUGCAGGGAAUGGCUGAAGAACUGUAAAUAAACUGCUGCUACUGUUUUCAGAA